Messenger RNA from Hyposmocoma kahamanoa, 7676 nucleotides. RefSeq lists its product as uncharacterized. Gene Ontology annotation, cellular component: CERF complex. NCBI's taxonomy places the organism in Eukaryota, Metazoa, Arthropoda, Insecta, Lepidoptera, Cosmopterigidae. The transcript is spliced from 7 exons. The coding region runs from base 261 to 6350 and encodes 2029 amino acids. Gene Ontology annotation, molecular function: protein binding. Gene Ontology annotation, biological process: chromatin remodeling. The record is from RefSeq and is a predicted model, not a curated record.
UGUGUCCUAAUACACAACGCAUAUUCGUAUCUCCACCGUGAAAUUUAACAAAAUUGUGUGAAUUGUGUUCUAACUGUUUUAAAAACGUGGAUUGUCAUGGAUAUUGAUGAUAUUUGCUAAUAAGAAACUCUAGUGUGAAAGCUUCCAUAUUUUAGGUUAUGUUUCCAUCUUUUAUUGGUAUUUUAGGUGGGUUUCAGUGAAACGGGAGAACAGCUACCUGUUUUUUUCUUGAACACAGUAUCCCUAAAAGUGAUGUCUGAAUGAAUUUCUCACGGUUUCUAGAUAUUCAGUCAUGGUGGGAAGUGCCCAGUAUCGCCUACUUUUGUUCUUUAUUCCGAUCUGCAUUCAAUCUCUUAGAUUUUGACAUCGAAGAACUUGAAGAAGCAUUGCUAACAGAUGGCACAGAGGAGUCUGCUAGUUCGCUCCUGACAGAGUUAAUCGUCCGUCUUCUGAAUGGCUGUUUAGGCAAUAAUGACAUCUCUGCCUUUAAUUAUCAGAUGUACUUGAGACGCCUGUUCAGGAGAAAAUGUCAAGAGACUGGAAGGUACAACCCAUUUGACUCUGAUAUUGACUUUCAAUUCUUGCCCCUUCGGACAAAGGUGGAAAUUCUGUAUGCUCUUUGUGACUUCCGUUUGGAUGCAGAAGAUGUUUUUGACCUCUUUAAAAACCUUGAGGCAGAAAGUUUGAGAGUUGAACCACUUGGAUGGGAUGAUAAUGAUUCUGCAUAUUGGUAUUUCUAUGGAACAAGAUUAUAUCGAGAAGAUGUUAUAAGAAAAUCAAAGAGUAAGAACAAGAAGAAGAGGGUACGGGAGAGCAGAAAACGUGGUUGGUUCUAUGGGGAUGAUUGGCUCGAUGACGACGAUACUGAAAAAGUUUGGCAAGUGGUGUGCUUCACUGAGGAAGAUUGGACCCACCUGACAGAGAAAUUUGGCAAGGCUACCAGCAAGGUUGAAAAGGAGCUCUACCGUUCCCUCUCACAGAACUUCCUACCUGAGAUACCUAGGCUGUUCCAGGAAAAAGAAAGGCUCCAACGAAAGAGGCUUCUGGAAACUGCCCCACGGCGCACGUCAAGCCGUGUCCUGCAAAAAAUAAAGCAGAAAGAGGAAGAAGUCAAGCAAAGCUCACAUGAACCUAAGCUGGAGGAGCACAAGGAGGCACCUGAAAUCGCCCGUGAGAAUCGGGCCAAGAGACGGAACCUACUGAGAAGAUCUAAAUCAGCUUCGUCUAAUAACUCUGAUAGCUCUGCACAGGAAAAAGAAGUUACGCCUGAAAAUAUGUCUAAACGUUCCAAGAGCCAAGAUAAGCGGUCGAAAAAUUCUUCGGCUAAUCACAAGGGCGAGCCGCCACCAGAGCCGCCGGUCAAAACGGGAAGGAAAACAAAUAACUCCCUCGCAGCGGCCACCGGGCAAAUCGUCAUACCUGAAAAUGUCGAGCCCGUCAACAGCACAAGGAGAAAGUUGAAAAAGUCUCAAAUAUUUACUCAAACUGAAGAAGAUAUACAAACAGACAUGUACAAAGUUCUUGACCAAUUGACAGCACACGAUGACGCAUGGCCGUUUGUAGAUCCCGUAGAGGAAGACUAUGCUCCAAACUAUUACAAAGUCAUACGACGCCCCAUGAAUCUCCACACAAUGGAAGAACGCCUUGACAGCGGGUAUUACACCGAUUUCUCCAUGUUUCAAGCUGAUUUUAAGCUCAUUGUUAAUAAUUGUCGAUUGUAUAACGGCCAAGUCAAUGAAUACACAACAAUGGUGAGCAACUUACAGGCAGAAUUUGAUCGUCUUACCGAGAAAUACAUACACAGGCUUUCAUCAUCGGAUGAAGAAAUUGCCGUUGAGUAUCAAUUACCAACGCCUUCCAGAAAACAUAAAUUAAAGCCUAGUGAAUCUCCAAGUAGACAAAAAAUGAAAAAACGAAAAUCUCACUCGGAACCCACUGAUCAAGAAUCGAGUUCAGCAGCUGAACCUAUUCAAAAUAAAGAAAAAGUGGAUGUACCUCAGGAUGCUGAAGUUGAACCGAAGAAGUCUAAAGAAUCUCAUAAAAGCAAAGAAGGUAAAGAUAAGAAGAAGCACAAAGGGCAUCAUCGUAGACACCACCAUCGUCAUGGCAAACAUUCCAAAAACCACCGCAAAGAUUCUCAUAAGUCCGAGCAUAGCGAGCAUUCCACCAGCAAACAUAGUAAAAAACAGAAGCAUUCGAAAAAUAAAGACAAAGAAGGUAAAAAAUCUAAAGAGAAAAAGAAGAAGAACAAAAAUAAACCAGAACCACCUGCACAACUGGAGCGUGCUGUAUCGCAGGAAUCGCUGGAAAGCUCUAAUAGAAGCAGAAGUGCUAGUCCUUUGCCGUCUAUACAUACUCCGUCACCGUCGCCGACAGAGUUUGAUCAGCCCACUGAACUAUCAGACCAACUCAAUGACUCAGAAUUCUAUAAAGAUAAAUAUGACAAGAUAAAGGAACGAAGAAGACAUGCGGCUAAGGAUGCAUGGGAUACUCUUUUUGAUCACAAACAAAAACCUGGCGGCGAUAAACAAAAACAAAAUUUGACUGUACCCGAAAAAGACAAAAAUCCCAAAUUAAGAGAGACUAUCGAGAAGCUUAAAGCGAAAAAUGAGAAAUACAAAGAAACGUCGCUUUUCAACAGCUUAUUCACUUCAAGUCACGGAAACACCGAUAAAAAUUCUGACUCUAGCCAACAACAGAAGGAUUCCCCUGGUAAUGAUGGUGAAGAAAAUCCUUUUUCGGAUGACGACAGCGUAGACAACCAACGGUGCAAGAAUAAAGGUUACAAAAAAAAUACUGCCAAAAACGAGUCGGCUUCUGAAGCUUUGGAACAAGCUGUUAAAGAUAUUAGUAAGUGGCUUGACGAUGCUCCAAAAGGCUCUGUAGGAAGCUCACCUUGUGAUAGUCCCGCUCAAACCAUAUCCACAGAAGAGCAUGAUAACAGUCGGCUAGAUGAUGAAUUUAAUCAAAGUGAAAAGUCUACAAACACUCGUAAAGAAGUUACUCGUAAAAGACCUUCGUCACGAGAACCAAAACUUGUGAAACGUCGAGAGAUACAAAGAACAAUUGACAGAUUGCAACCAGGUAAAAGUAAAGGCAAUUUGCUAACCAAUUUAAGCAACAAAAACUCAGAAAAAACUGAAGAGACAGCGCCCUCAGGACCCCUCAGUAAAGUGCGCGAUGCUACUAAAACCGAGGAAUCAAGUCCAAAACUAAGCCUUGGCUCUGUGUUGCAAACGGUAGAUUUCACUUUGGGUAAUGACCAUAACUUUGUUAAUAAUGAAAUUAAAGAUGAUGAAAAUGAAUCUCCAAAGGCAACAGAAGCCGAAAAGUUCGCUAAUAAACGCGAAGAAGUUCCAAUACAAAAGAAAACUGAAGAGAAACCUGUGCAAUCGAAUAAAAAAGAUGCUGAAGUUGAAACAGAACAUUGUGUUAGUGACUCUACUAAACCCAGCCAAGAAAAAGCCACUCCUAAUCUCAGUGCAUGGUUUAAAGCCUUUGGUGCUCCUAAAAGUACAACUACUACGACAACUGUCAAAAAGAAAGUGGAAGACACCGAAACCGAGGAAAAGGCAACGGAUACUACCGCAUCUGAUAAUAAAUCUGUCAGUCCUAAAAAUACAACAAAAUAUGACUCCCCUAUUGAUCCGUAUACGCCAAAUCCAGAAGGUGGCGACAGUCCUUUGCCUAGCGUGUCAGCAACGCCAAGGCAAAGAAGAACCAGCACAGGAAGUUCGGUUUCCGAAAGAUCAUCUUUCAGCCAGGAUCUUGAUUCUCCUAGACAUCAGAUGUCCCACACUUCUCCUCUAUUGCGAUCACCAGCGUCCCCGCGCACUGACGACUUCCAAAAGAUCACAUAUCCCAUUAUCAAUGGUACUGUUCGCGCUGGAUUUUAUCAAGACACUACUUCAAUCAAAAGCAGCCCAGAAAAAAGCUGCAGUCCGCGUGAAGGGCCACAAUCACCAUAUUCACCCUACUCUCAACACGUAUAUGCAUCGAAUAACGCGAUGGGUUCAUCUACACCUAACUACUUUGUGGAUCACAACAAAAGCCCGCUGCCUUCUUAUGGUCAAAACCCACCGACCUAUUAUGACACCUCAAAGGCGGCCAUUGUUAACAAACAUACUCGAGGGCACGACGAAUAUCCAUCUAUAGGUACAGAUACCUACCAACAGAACCAAUAUAAUAGCCAAUAUUCUCCAUCACAUUCACCCUAUACACAAACGCAAGCUUCAAAUUAUUCACAUGUUCAAAAUUCACCACAAACCUCGACUCCCGAUCCAAUUUCACAAGUAAAUAUUCCACAAACGAUGCCAGACCCUAAAGCUACACUCUUCCCUGUUAAAAAACGCACGUACAAUGAACCAGAUCCGAUACCUGCUAAAAAGCCAUCUGAAUCUAAAGAUAUUCCCGGCACUGUACAGAAUAAAAAUGAGUACCAGAAAAUAUCUCAAUCGCUACAUUCAAUGUCGUCGUUACCAACUUCAUCAGUGGACAACAUUGCACUAGCCUUGAGUGAAAAGUCAGAAAUGGCCAAAUUGAAUUCUCUUCGAGAGAAAGGCUCUAGUUAUAAUGAUCGUCAUAACAUUGAAACAAGGGACAACACUCACUACGAGAACAACGAUUCCGCACACAUUAAGAAAGAUCACCCUACCGUGGACAUUAAUAAACCUAUCGGAAUAAUUAAGAAUGAUAGUGUAGAUAUGAUUAACAUGGGCUACAUGAACCCAGAAAGUGAGAGACGUAGUAGUGGCGAUGCUCACGAAGACUUUGCGAGGGAUAUACAAAAAACUAACUUAAAUCAACAAGAAAAGGGAUAUGAAGUUGAAGCAAUUGCUAUUAAUCUUGGCCUUAACAGUCAGCACGCACAGAAGGCACAUCCCAAACCUGGUACGCCUACCAUUCCACCCGCUCACGUACAUGAGAGAACACACAAUGAAGCUCUGAACCAGAACUUGGCGCAUGUCUAUCACAGCCAAUACGACGCUAUUACUGGCGGACAAUCAAUAAGCAACUUUUCGCUAAAUGAUAUCGAGUUAGCAAAUAAAAAACUUUUUACUUGUAAUCCUGCAUCUUCUACAGCAGCCCUUGAUUAUGGAAAUUGGAAAAUGUCAAAUGCAAUUAGAAAACAGGAUAUGCUUCCUUCAGACUAUUCCAACAGCUAUGCGACUAGCGUAGAAAAAUUGAAAACUGACAUCAGUUCACCUAAUAAUACAUCUGCUAUUAAUUACAAAAAUAUACAACAACAGUAUAAUAAUUACAAUGUACCUAGAACUGGUCUUCAGCGAACACAAGAGUUACAACAAAAUCUUCCCUCGGAACUUCGAAUACCGAAUCCUCGAGGUCAUCUAAAACACGACCAAAUGGCGGUUGCCUCUUCAAUCACCGAUACCGAGCUUAUAGCUAAGAAUAUAGAUACCCUCGCCAAAUCUCAAAAACCUGACAAACAUGUCCAAAAUCAUCCUCUUGUCGGCACUAUUCCGUACAAAACCACGUACAGUGCACAUUCAUCACAUCCUCUUGACAGUUUACGAAACUUGCCUCAAAUGUUGGAGCGAUAUUCUAACGAUGAUAGAUAUUUAUCAACUUUUGCAAGCCCAUCGUCAUUGUACCAUGACAAAACUUUCCAGAUGGCUCAAAUGUUCAACAAAAGCAUGUCGUCCGAUGUUCAUUCUGCAAGCACAUCGGCUUCAAUGUAUUCGGAACCAUCUGCUGCAAUAACAAAAGACAAUGGUAUUUACAAAACUUCUACUAACAUCUCAAACAUCCAAGCUGAUACAAAAGCGAAAAUUAAAAAGAAAAGAACGUCAGAUGCUAAACCAAUGCCAGUCAUGACAGGUCAGGGCUAUUCGUCAUCAUGUGGUACAGAUGUUUUGUCAUCUGUGAAAACUAGUAUGAUGCCUGGAAGUGCUUUUAAUUUUGGAACCUCUGCAAAUAUGACACUUAGCAGUGGAUUGUACGGAGACAAUACCGGAUUUUCGAUCGAGGACUUAAGAAACUCUACGGCUAAUCAACUGAUGGCAGCGAAUUAUAUGGCAGCUGCAGUGGCCCAUCAACAACGCAACAACGCGGAAGCAGCUGCUGUUGAAAAACUCGUGAAACCAGCUCACCAAAAUUCGACUCAUACAAGUGGAUCUUUUCCAUACAUUGGACAUACGCAGGUACGUGCAGGAUACCCAUUUGUGGGCGCAGACCCAUCGUCGCCCUUAUACCAGCAAUACUUGCAACGACACCAGGAGGAGCUGCUUCGUCAGACUGGCGCGCAAAUAAUGGGACUCUACCCAGGAUACCCGACAGGACUCAGCGUACGGCAGCCGUUCGACUCGAUCAAUCGACCCUCAUGGCUCUAGAAAUGUAUACUUAGAAAAUUUCUUUCGUGGUGUAUCCAUAUUACUAAAUUUAACAUUAUUAAUCAUAAAUGUGACCAUUGUUAUAGAAAAUUGUAAUUUAUAUUGUUCGUAGAUUUGAAAUAGCAUUUUUUCUGAAGUAUUUUAUCGAUGUUUCUUAUUUACAAUAGCAUAGUGUAAGUAUUAACCGUUUAUAACAAGACAAGCUUCCGAUGGAUUAUGAUUUUUGUUUAAAAGUUGUAUUAUUAAUUGUUUAAGCCCUGACUACGUACUAUUACACGUUGCCGUUCUGCUCUCCUUGUCAUAACUAACGCAUUUGCAUUACGGUAGCUUUCUAGAUAUUUGCAACUACUUUUUUUCACUUUUUUGUUGUUAUGAGAAAACUAUAAGUGGUUUUUACGCACGUCGUAUAAAAGUACGUUUUAAUGUUUUGAAUGUCUUUUCGUCUCAGUUCGAAAAGCCACCCAACAUAUACAAACCGCACACCUUCAAUAUACUAAGCUUUUGGUUUUUUGUAUAAGUACUUACUGUACUAAUUACACUUUGAAGUGAAUGUUUAAUGUUGUAUGCUUUUACUUUUAUAUAUUGUCUGUGUAUUUGUACUUGUAAUAUAUUUUCAUUUUUAUUUAAGUAAGUUGUUGAGCUGAUAGCGGCGCAUCGGGUGCAGCGGUUCAACCUUGAGAGUGUUCUUAUUCCAUCUGUAAUAGUAGCGGAUUUGUAGUGCAACUGUUGCACUAGAUGUUCUUGGGCAACCAUUUAGGUGUCGGCAGAAUAUCAGCGCUGCAAACUUAUAAAGUUGGCAGCGUUGUCCUGAGGCGAAACCUUUUCAGUACAUUAUUUGUUGUACCUUCAUUUUCUUGCUAUAUAUAAUUAUGCUGCGUAAAUGCUUUAUUUACCUAUUUCAUUUAUUUUAAUGUUGGGUGCCUACGAUCAUAAUCUUCAUUUCUAUGUCGAUUCAUUUGUAUAUUAUUUUUAAUAAAAACUUAUAAUGCCCAAAAAUUGAUUGUAACUAAUGAACUUGGAAGCUAACAGUACUUUACUCCGCAUAACUAACUUAAAUGAAGCAAGGAUAAUGUUGAUUACUAGUAGCAUCAUAGUGAGUUGUUUAUGCUUAGCAAAAGUAUGCAAGACUUUAGAUCCUAGUGCUUUUCACCCAACUUAAUUGCAGCAAGUAUGUCCUUCACGACUUACAAACUCUUGUAAAUUCGUGGUAAUUCGAUAUAAUUGAAAUAAAUGACAUAAAUACUAAUUAAAUAAAAAAAACCCGUUAUUUUUCAUAAACUAAAUGUUGGCUUAAUGAGGAAAAUGAUUUUAUUAGUCACAUAAUUA